AUGUCCGACAGCGACGAACGCGAGGUUCUCUAUGACCAAGACCCGGAUCUGGAGGAAGACUUCGGCGAGAAGGACUGGCCGUUUGCCGGCAAAGGUGACCUGGACGACGUCCCAGCCCCAACAGGAGCCGCCUGCACCAAGAUCAGCAACGUACUGGGCGGAGCAAGCGAGCACUUGGGAGACUUCUCCUUCGGGGGCCAAGCCGACCUGCUGCCGCCCGUUCCAAGCCUCUUUGUCAACGGCGUGGGGCCCGUGCCCGUGCCUCUGUGGGAGGAGCGGGCCCUGAAGCUCAUCGACAAGUGUGCCAAGUCCCCGUUCGGCCACAACAUGGACACCAAGUUGGAUGAGAGUGUCCGCAAGAGCUGGCAACUGGCACCGGACCAAAUGGCGGUGGCCAUCGCCGACCGACUCGGGUACAAGGGCAUCCCGCUGCAGUGCGUGCUGUUCAAGCUGCUGGUGUACGGGGAGGGCGGCCACUUCGUCAAGCACCAGGACACGGAGAAGGAGGACGGCAUGAUCGCCACGCUGGUGGUGCAGCCACCGAGUCUGCACGAAGGAGGGGAUCUGGUCGUGUACCGUGACGGCCGAGUGAAGCACCGGCAUGAUUUCGGUGCAGCGGACGGCACAGCCACGUACCUGACGCACUACGCGGUGCAUUAUGCUGACGCAGAGCACGCUGUGGAGAAGGUGACGAAGGGGUAUCGUCUUGCAUUGGUGUACUCAGUGUGCUUGCCGCCGACGAUGCUGCACCUGGAGCGGAACCCGAACAAACCCAUGAGCGCGGCGUUAGCGGACGCAAUCGAAACGAUGAAGCCGGGAGACGACUGCUUUGCGUUGCUGUUGUCGCACGAGUACACGCAAAAGAGUCUCCAGGGCUUGGGUGCCGGUGCGUUGAAAGGUGUGGAUCGCGCGAGGUUUCAGGCGCUGGAGGAGGCGAAUGCAUCAGUUUCUGCUGAGAAGAAGUUGGAGUUUCACGUCGUUGAGCUCCACCACGAGGUUGUUUUCUACAAUGCUAUGGGAACAUCGGUGAUUGGGCUGAGGAGAGUCGAGAGGAGAGUACUAAAUGGUACAGUAUUGACGGCAAGAGCCUUGGACCCGGCGACAACGUGGAAGUGA
Messenger RNA from Phytophthora sojae, 1116 nucleotides. RefSeq lists its product as hypothetical. The transcript is spliced from 2 exons. NCBI's taxonomy places the organism in Eukaryota, Oomycota, Peronosporomycetes, Peronosporales, Peronosporaceae. The record is from RefSeq and is a predicted model, not a curated record. Bases 1 to 1116 code for a protein of 371 amino acids.